Messenger RNA from Chanos chanos (milkfish), 489 nucleotides. RefSeq names its product transmembrane protein 138 (gene tmem138). The coding region runs from base 1 to 489 and encodes 162 amino acids. The transcript is spliced from 4 exons. Lineage: Eukaryota; Metazoa; Chordata; Actinopteri; Gonorynchiformes; Chanidae. Gene Ontology annotation, cellular component: cilium. The record is from RefSeq and is a predicted model, not a curated record.
AUGCUGCAGACCAAUAACUACUCGCUGGUGCUGCUGAUCCAGCUGGCCCUGCUCACCUACGAUCUGUUCGUCAACUCCUUCAGCGAACUCCUGAGGGCCGCGCCCGUCGUGCAGCUGGUCCUCUUCAUUAUCCAGGACAUUGGGAUCCUGUUUAACGUGAUUAUCAUCCUGUUGAUGAUGUUUAACACGUACGUGUUCCAGGUGGGGCUGGUGUCCCUGCUGCUGGAGCGAUUCAGAGCUCUCCUCAUGGUGUCAGCUCUUUACCUGACACUCAGCAUCUGUCUCCACUGCUGGAUCAUGAACCUGAGGUGGAUGGAGUCUAAUCGUUUUGUGUGGACAGACGGGCUGCAAGUGCUUUUUGUGUUUCAGAGGAUAGCGGCAGUAUUGUAUUAUUACUUCUACAAACGCACCACAGAGUACCUGGGGGACCCCAGGCUGUACGAGGACUCGCCGUGGCUGAGGGACGCUUUUGCUCGAGCGCGCCAGUGA